Molecule: messenger RNA, 1404 nt
Organism: Trichoderma gamsii
Lineage: Eukaryota; Fungi; Ascomycota; Sordariomycetes; Hypocreales; Hypocreaceae
Product: cytochrome-b5 reductase
Exons: 2
Coding region: 1-1404 (467 amino acids)
Cellular component (GO): endoplasmic reticulum
Molecular function (GO): heme binding; oxidoreductase activity
Source: RefSeq, a predicted model, not a curated record
AUGCAGGAGUACACAUUGGCAGAUGUUGCUGCGCAUAGUAAAAGAGAAGAUCUGUGGAUUGUGAUCCACGGAAAAGUCUAUGAUGUCUCGAAAUAUGUGCCGGAUCAUCCCGGCGGAGUUGACGUCCUGAUUGAAGUCGCCGGCACAGAUGCAACUGCUGCAUAUAAUGAGGCCGGACAUUCAGAAGAUGCAGAUGAGGUCUUGGAAACCUUGCAGAUUGGUACUAUUCAGGGUUAUGUCCAAACCGGCAAACCUGCCAAAACUGUUCGGCUGGUCCAGAAGCCUGUCGAGGAAACAAAAUCUACCAAAAGUUCAUCCUCCGCCAUCGGCAUACUUACAAUGGCAGCUAUUCCUCUAGCAGGCGGUCUUGGUCUUUCUCUGCUUACCUCGGAUAAACGCCUCAAUAUUCCUGCUGCAUUGACCAACCUUUCUCAUCUCCCUCAGCUAUCAUCACACUGGCUGCAGGCCGUUCAUCUGCCGCAAGGAGGAUUUGCAAACGGAUUCAUUGCCGCUUCCCUCUUUUGCGCCACUGUUGGAGGUGUUAUUGGGUCUCAAUUGUCCAAGUUCACUGAGAUUGAGUCGGGCUUCACCAAGUAUCCCCCGCACAUCAAGAGCAAGAACAGGAUAAAGCCCAACCCAAACCUGGCCAGAGGCUGGUUGGAGCCCAAGUCAUACAAAGACCUUCCUCUUAUUAGAAAAGACGUACUAUCUCCAAACGUCUUUCUUUUUGUCUUCCAACUUCCAAAACCAAGCGAUGUCAUUGGCAUUCCUAUCGGCCAGCACGUUGCUAUUAAAGCGGCCAUUGAUGGAGCAGAUGUCUCGAGGUCAUAUACUCCAGUUUCAAAUAACACCGACCUAGGCAAAUUGGAGUUGGUCAUCAAGUGCUACCCAGAUGGCCAGCUUACCGGAAAAUACCUUGCAAACCUCAAAGUUGGCGACAAAGUCCUCUUCCGCGGCCCAAAGGGCCCAAUGAGAUACAGAAAGGGCCUGUGCAAGAAGAUAGGAAUGAUUGCUGGAGGAACUGGAAUCACGCCCAUGUAUCAGCUCAUCCGCGCAAUCUGUGAAGACGAUACAGAUACAACCGAGAUUAGCUUGAUCUACGCCAACCGCACUGAAGAUGAUAUUCUUCUUCGAAAAGAGCUGGACACCUUUGCCAAGAACUAUCCAAAGAACCUCAAGAUCUGGUACAUGCUAGACCAGCCUCCACAGAAGUGGCCCUACGGCAAAGGAUUCGUCACACAAACUGUCAUGUCUUCUAAGCUACCCAAAGCAUCUCCUGACACCAAGGUCAUGCUGUGCGGGCCUCCUGGCAUGGUGAAUGCUUCCCAGAAAGCGUUGGUGGCGAUGGGCUUUGAAGCGCCGGGAGCUGUUGCAAAGAUUACAGAUCAGAUAUUCCUCUUCUAA